AUGAUUCAUGUCAAAUGGGACCGGGAGACUCUGCAUUUUCCAGUGCCUCCUCUGGAGACUAAGCUCGGAAAACUGAGAACAGACCUAGCAGAAUAUACCCACCUUCCUCUCGGAUCCUUCAAGCUCAUCCACGCUGGAGCUGUGAUGAAGGAUGAUUCCGCGCCACUGACAGCUUAUAAAAUACGCGAAAACUCUACUAUUGCGUUGAUGGGCGGUCAUUCACAUCCAUCAGCGCCGACGGCUGCCCCGUCAUCCAGACCACAACCCAAAGUGAAAGAGCCUCCAACAGAACAAAGCACCAUCACUGCUAUCCGCACCGAGCUUGAUCGUGUACGGACAACACUGGUACCAGAUGUUGACGCGUUGAUCAGCGCCCUGGCUCCAUCAGUAGCCACAACCGUGUCAUCUCACACGUCUGCUCCAACACCCGUACCAGGAAGUGCACCAACGCAAUCAUUUAGCUCCACUGCACGAGCUCUUCAUCUCCCCCCUCCUCAUCCUACGCCCGCUUCCAAUUCAUCGAAACCCACUUCAUCAGAUCACACGCGUUUAUCUGAACUUUUGUUGCAGUCGUUGUUGCGUCUUGAUGCUAUGCAUCUGGCGGGAUCGGAUUGGCCUGAGGCUCGAGCGGAGCGUAAAGCUGCUGUCCGUGAGGUUCAGGGAGUGCUUGACAGGUUGGAUGGGGCUUGGUCGGCGCGGUGA
Molecule: messenger RNA, 702 nt
Organism: Suillus subalutaceus
Lineage: Eukaryota; Fungi; Basidiomycota; Agaricomycetes; Boletales; Suillaceae
Exons: 2
Coding region: 1-702 (233 amino acids)
Biological process (GO): protein stabilization
Cellular component (GO): nucleus; membrane; cytoplasm
Molecular function (GO): adenyl-nucleotide exchange factor activity; protein-folding chaperone binding
Source: RefSeq, a predicted model, not a curated record